CAGAGCUGCUGACGCAGCCGUCAGGUUGAUCGGAGUCAUGAUAUGAUCCGUGAGAGCCGGCCGCGCGCUCGGUCCUGAAGAAAGCCAAGGUGCAAGUGCAGUCCCUGACCCAGGGAGCCUAGAGUGGCAGUGCGGGUGGCACCCAGGGCUGCCCAGAGACACAGGGCCCGGGAAGCAGAGCCGGAAAACCAGAUCUUCAGACUGCUGCUGUGUUCUUUUUUCUAAAUCUCUGUUGAAUACAGUGGGAGGACGGAGGAAAGUGGCCAGUGUGUGACCAGCGACCUUGCAGCUGGUGGGAGGAAAAAGGGCCCAGCCGAUAGCUCUGAGCCUGGAUUCGUGUAUGCAAUACAGGGCUCAGCAGGACCAGCUGACACAGCCCCAGGCCAGACCUGGAGCUUGGGCCCCGUCCUCGGCCCCCCAGCUGAGCUGAGAACGAGGAUAUCAUGGGCAAUGGCUGAUCUUUGAGGUGUUAGCAGCUAGAAACUGGACUGAGAGCCACCCACUGAUUCCUGGUAGCCACUCAGCGGCUGUUCAGCCCGAGAGAGAUGCAGUGGCCAACGCUGGUGGGGUCCCUUGUGGUCCUGCUGGGUGUGUCCGGGGCACUGGACCCUGCCCUGGAGGAAGGCUGGCGAGGAUGGAAGGCCUUCCAUGCUAAGGAGUAUCCUGAAGAGGCGGAAGCUUUCCGCAGGGCGGUCUGGGAGAAGAACCUGCGGCGGAUCGAGCACCACAACCUGGAGGAGUCUCUGGGGAAGCACAGCUACCGCCUGGAAAUGAACCACUUCGGGGACCUGACGGACGAGGAGUUUAACCAGCUUCUGAACGGUUUCCUAGCUGAGCGGCAUGGCGGGAAGGGGCCUCUCUUCCAGGAAUCGGCUGCUCGGGAGACUCCCAAGGAGGUGGACUGGCGCGCAAAGGGCUACGUUACCCCCGUGAAAAACCAGGGCCACUGCGGGUCAUGCUGGGCUUUCAGUGCCACAGGAGCCCUGGAGGGCUUGGUCUUCAAGAAGACGGGCAAACUGGUGUCGCUGAGCGAGCAGAACCUCAUGGACUGCUCGAGGAGUCUGGGGAACAACGGGUGCCGCGGGGGCUUCAUGACUCGAGCCUUCCAGUACGUACGGGACAACAAGGGCAUCAACUCGGAGCUCAACUACCCCUACUUGGAGAGGGACGAAUUCAGCUGCCAUUACAACCCCCAGGACAACGCUGCCAACUGCACCUCUCUCAUGCAGAUCCAGGAGGGCAACGAGACAGCUCUGGAGCAGGCGGUGGCCAGUGUCGGCCCGGUCUCCAUUGCCGUGGACGCCCGCACUUUCCCCUUCCGCUUCUACAAGUCAGGAAUCUUUGCUGACAGCGCGUGCAGCCACACCGUGAACCACGGGAUGCUGGCGGUGGGCUAUGGCAUAUCCCAGGAGAAUGGGACGAGCGCUGCCUACUGGAUCCUAAAGAACAGCUGGUCUGAGCAAUGGGGCGAAAAAGGUUACAUCCGGCUGGCGAAAGGAGCCGACAAUCACUGUGGUGUGGCCAAUCAAGCAAGCUAUCCCAUCUUGUAGCCAGAGAUGGGUUUUCCUCCUGCCCUAGGCCUGCAUGGCAGAAGACCUCACAUACUGCAUGGGGUUGUUUUUUUUCUUCCCACAGUCUAAAUGACUUGAUCUUCGUCUUCAGCAGGGAGAUUCUUUUUUGCUCCCAGCAGCGAUUUCUGGGCUGUUUCUUAGCUGCGAUUUACUUAGCUUUAGAAGCGAUUAAAAGUUGUGCAGCAAAUUGCUCUUGCAAGCCUGGGUAAGUCACGUUCUGGUCACGCCGCAGCAUUGCUGAACGAGGCUUCGUGCCAUGUCCAACGGAGUCAUAAAAUAAAGAAUGUUUUCCUCUCAGUGUGAAAA
This is a messenger RNA of Chelonia mydas (Green sea turtle), 1877 nucleotides long. RefSeq names its product procathepsin L. Gene Ontology annotation, molecular function: cysteine-type endopeptidase activity. NCBI's taxonomy places the organism in Eukaryota, Metazoa, Chordata, Testudines, Cheloniidae. Gene Ontology annotation, cellular component: lysosome. Gene Ontology annotation, biological process: immune response. The coding region runs from base 546 to 1550 and encodes 334 amino acids. The record is from RefSeq and is a predicted model, not a curated record. The transcript is spliced from 8 exons.